AUCGGGUGGUUGUCCUCGCGCGUCGUCGCGAACGUCUCUGGUUAUUUGUACUCACGGUCCAGUCUCCACUUACCAUCAACGGUACUGCGACAGAUACUUGGCGUCUAUACGUUGGUUCGACACACCCUAACGAUAGCGUAGCGCUUCAACACGAUGUUAUCCCCGGCACCUAAAAGUAAGGCCGCUAGUAUAUGGUCUUUUGAUUCGGGGUACGGCUCGGGCACCUUGGAAGAUGAUGAGUGUUUCCAGAUCGACCAGCCUGGAAGCUCCACGAUCUAUGGAACGUUAUCUACGUCACUCCAUCAACACAAUCAGUCAAAUCUUGGCGGAUCUGUGGGCCUUGAAUUGGGAGAUGAAAUUCGCGCUAGAGCAAUCACAAACUCGACUGAGCCUCAGGCUACGGAAGUCGACGUGUUCACGGCGAAAGUUCGCACUAGCAACGAAUCAUUGGUGCCGGCGCAGAGUAAUGGUAUCGAUUGCCUCCGAUGUCAGCUCUGGAAUAUCAUCAACCCCGACGGGAACCUUACAUGCGACGACUGCACAACUGAAGGGUCCGAGACACUUGAAGCUGUCAUAGGUACUACUGGACCACCAAAGACGACGAACGCGGCACAUCGCCAAGAUCAUCUAAAAGCAACCCCAUCGAAGGAAAUCCCCCGAUCUGGGAACACCACGCGAUGCUCUGCAUGUGAGAUCUCAGCACUUGUUCAUCCAGGCCAGUCCAUCAACUGUGCUUCAUGCACUCCAAACACGAGCUUGCUGUUUCCAACUCCAUCAGACCAGUCAUCAAAGGUCAAACGUUCUUGUGCCCGACGGCCACCCACCAAGCUCGAGUCGCAUGCUACGCGAUGCCUGCAAGAAUGGCUAAGAGAACAUCGACACAAUCCCUAUCCGGACACCGAGACCAAGCGUUCACUAGCCGAAAGAUGUGGUAUCACUGAGAAGCAGGUUAACACCUGGUUUACUAAUGCGCGAGCGCGAAGAAGGGUCGUUGAUGCGAGAUCAUCUAACCCUGCCUCGGAAGAUGAAGGAGCCCGGAAUACUCGACUUUCUAGCGUAAUAUCCACGGCGCUGUCGCACCGAGACGCCUCAUCAGGCUUCGAAGCACCAUCCGAUCGUCGGUAUUCUGUCGCGUCUUAUUGCGCAGGUGACGAUUCCAGUCACGCAAACACAACCAUAUCUAGACGAGGCAAGAAGAAGGAUUAUGGCCAGUCUAGUAAUGUGCUUACUCCACUCUCUAAAACGCAAUCAGUUCUGGUCAAAUCGCAACUCCCAUCUGCACACGAUGUCGAUGGCGAGCCACAGACUUGGCAAUGCACCUUUUGCCAUCAACACAUUGCACGUAAAUCUUGGCGCCGCCAUGAGGAGACCCAGCAUCGACCGAAACGAAAGUGGACAUGCUUGCUCACUGGCCCUAGCCUUGCUAUUUCUUCUCGGUCAGACGCGUCUGCAUGCUGUGUUUUCUGCAUGAUACCAAACCCCAGCGACAAGCACUUCGCCGAAUGCCACCGCAUAGCUGAGUGUUUGGCCAAGGAUGAAGGCGAAAGAACAUUCUUGCGACCAGAUCAUUUACGUCAGCAUGUCAGGAACUUCCACAAAGCGAAAUUGGAUGAGACCGUCCGCGACCUUUGGAGAAGAGAAGGACCAGGUAGCCAUGCCAUGGAGAACUGGGUUUGCGGGUUCUGCGCAAAGGUGCUGAAGACGUGGGAUGAUCGCGAGACGCACGUCGCGAGCCAUUUCAAGGAUGGCCUGAUGAUGGCGGACUGGAAAGGGUAUACAAGACCGGAUGCUGAGGCGAGUAAGAAGAGGCCGACUUCGAGCGAAGGACGUCCGAAUGUGCUCUCGAAGUUGGCACGGACGCUUACUUUCCGAUCAUCGCGUGAGCAGCACCACUACGAGUCGCAAACUCAGGGGGCCGAUGCUUUCGAUACUGCGUUUAUGUCCAUUCACGCGCCUGAGGCAGAGGCACCUCUGUUGCCGGAGCUCGUCUUCGAUGACUUCAUGACCGGGGUGGGUGACGGGUAUUAUGAUAUCAACGAUGCGAUUCUAACAGGCACAUACGAACAAGGCCUCGCUUCUGAUGAACGGCACGAUUCCGCGUUUCCGGAUGGAGAUCAAGCGGGCUUUGACUUUGGUAGCCUGGCGGAAGGGUUUGUUGAUCAGGAGGCUGAGGUUGUAGAUGCGUUUGGACUUUGGUACCAGUAGUCACAAGGAUACUUCGUAUACGUUUCUCCAGAGCUGUAAGAAUCUUGGCUUACUCAAAGUACUUGGCUUAUAUCCAUGAUCUGGCUAGAACGGGUGCGUCGAACUUAACAUUCAUUGCAUGUUAUGACGUCAUGUUCCUCAUAGCAAGAUAGAACAUCGGUGUGAAGCUCUAGUGUAGGGCGGCGACCGCUACUGCUUCUGCCCUACAACUUUGUUCAUCAUCAUUACAUACCUUGCUCGCGGC
Messenger RNA from Alternaria rosae, 2449 nucleotides. RefSeq lists its product as uncharacterized. Gene Ontology annotation, biological process: regulation of DNA-templated transcription. The record is from RefSeq and is a predicted model, not a curated record. Gene Ontology annotation, molecular function: DNA binding; DNA-binding transcription factor activity, RNA polymerase II-specific. Lineage: Eukaryota; Fungi; Ascomycota; Dothideomycetes; Pleosporales; Pleosporaceae. The transcript is spliced from 3 exons. The coding region runs from base 154 to 2205 and encodes 683 amino acids.